AUGAUGGAUCAGAUCGAAAGCGUAAGUCUAAUUUUACCCGAAUCACUUGGAAUGGAGAAUGAUCCUGACGAUGAUUUACAUCAUGAAGAAUCUCGAAAUCAAAACGAGAUUGUCGAAUUACUCUUAGCUGCUUUCAACAAUGAUGCUGAUGUUGAUAUUUCGGCAGAAGAGUAUGAGGAAGAAGAUCACGAAGAAUCAUUGGAUACUUCAAGUCAAUCAAGUCAUCAUAGUUCUUCAAAUGAGAAUCAAUUACAUAACGGUGAUGUCCAUCAUCAUCAUAAUGAACAAAAUCGCAAUAUUCAUAAACAACCUUUAUUUUCUACACCAGCGGGCGCUUCACCUCCUGCAAUGAUUGCACCAACGACGGACGUCCGAAGAACUGAUUUAAAUAAUGAUGAUUAUCGUACGAUGUCUGCAUAUCCUCAUCACCACCAACAACAAGAACAAUUAUUUGAUGAUAACAUGUUUAAUACGGAUACAAAUGAAGAGGAUACCUUUAAUUUUAACUUGAAUAGUAACAACAACAAUAAUAAUACGAAUCAUAAGGGUAAAGUUCGUUAUAAUGGUUCACAAAUCAAUAACAAUAGUAACGGCAACAACGGCAUACAAUAUUUUGAUAAAACGCCUGCAAUCGAUAUUGAUCCGUUACAAGAAAAAUUUUUGUAUGCUAAACCAGAUAUUCAACAAAUAAGCAAAUUACAAAUAUUGUGUACUGUUAAAGAUCGCAAAAUAUACGAAUUAGAGAAUCGUUGUGAAGCCUAUUUUGAAAAAUAUAACAGUGAUUUACGGGCAUUGAAACACAAAAAUGAAUUGGCCGAAACUGCCAAGCAUGAUUAUGAACGACGGUAUGAAUCGACAAAUGAAAAAUGUAAUAAUUUAAUGCACGAAAAUAUGGAAUUACAAACAAAUUUAACAUUAUUGAAAACACAUAUACAAAAACUUGAUGAAUCAAAAUCAGAACUCGAAAAGAAACUAGAUGAAUCUGAAUCGUUGAUUGAUUCUCUACAUCGUAAAAUAAAUGAUUUACAACGUUUUGAAGCAAUAUCGCGUACUCAACAAGAUUGUGAAUUAGUUUUAACAAGUAUGAAAGAAAAACAUGAACAUGAAAUUAUAGCAUUAAAAGAAAAAUUGCAAGUGACACAGAUGAAUUUACAGGAAAAAAAUGUUGAACUUGAUGAUUUACGUGCUCAAUUAGAUGUUGCUUGUAAAAAUAAUGAACGUGCAAUUUUUGAAAGAAUGGAAACAAUUAAUAGACUUAAUCAACAAUUACAUGAAUGUCAACGACAGUAUAGUGAUUUAUUAACAAAUAAAUCAAUGGAAAAUUUAAAUCAAUCAGAAAUGAAACGUCAAUUAAAACGAAUUACGGAUGAAAAAGAGAAAAUGGAACAGACAUGUCAGAUAUUACAGACUGAAAUUCGAACAUUACGAGAGAGACUUGGAGUAACUGAAAAUGAUGUUAAUACUGAACUUUUUGGUAUUACAAAUGCAUCAAUCGUUGAAAUAUCAGGGUAUAUAUUAAAAUUUUUACAUUUAAAUACAUGUUUUUUAUCUCGUCAAGUUGUUCCGAAUGACUCUCAUUUUCUAACAGGAACAUUAUCUGAUGAUAAUGAAAAUGGAGAUGAGAAAACACUUUUACAUAGUAGUAACCAUGUUAAAAAUCAAAAAUUAUCAAAUGAAACAACAACAUUGAUUAAUGAAAAUUGUAAUUUAAAAAAACUUAUAGAUGAAUAUGCUUCAAAUGAACAACAUCUUAUUAAAUUAAAUGAAGAAUUACAUAAGCGUGAUGAUGAAACGAUGAAAAUUGAAGAUGAAAAUAAGGAACAAAGGGCCAUGAUUGAACAAUUAAUGAAUGAAAUUCAAACAUUAAAAAAGUCUAUCGUACAAUUAACAGAAAAGUCUGAUUAUGAGAAACAAGAGUUAAAAAUAAUUGUUGAACAAUUGAAUAGUGAUAAUGAGCAAUUACGUACGGAUAUGAGAGAAUUAGAUCGUACAAAAGAACUUUAUAUUAAUGUUUGUCAAGAAAAAAAUUCCAUUGAAGAUAAACUUCGUUUAAAAUAUGAACAAGAGAUUAAAUUAAAAUUAGAUGAAUUACGUAAACAAUCACCGAAUCAUGAAGAACUUGAACAAUAUAAAUUAGAUAUUAAAAAUUUAAGAGAAAAAAAUUUUGAAUUAGUUACAGAAAAGGAUAUAUAUUUGGAUGAAAAAUCACAUUAUGAAAAUAUUAUUGAUGAAAAAUUAAAAUUAAAUGAAGCAUUACGUAAUGAACACGAAAUAUUAGAAAAACAAUUGGAAACAAUAAAAAAUGAUCUUCAACAAAGAAUAACAUAUUUAGAGAAUGAUAAACAAAAAGAAAAAUUAUCCCAUGAGAAAUUAAUUAAUGAAUUAAAAUUAGAAAUAGAUCAGUUGAGAAUAAAUGAUGAAGCAAAACAGAACUUACAUUAUGUUGAAAAAGAAUUUGAACAAUUAAAAACUGAUUAUUACGAUCUGAAUUUAAAACAAAAAGAAUUACUAAAUAAUUUGAAUACAUUGGAGAAUGAAAAUCAAAAUCUAAUUAAAACAACUCAUUUAAUUGAACAAGAAAAAUUAGAUAUUAAAGAGACAUGGAAAAAUGAUGAAAUGAAAAUAUUCGAUGAAAUGAAACAAUUACAUGAACAAAUUGAUAAUUUGAAAAAAGAUUUAAUUAAUAAACAAAAUUAUAUUGAUAAUUUUCGACAACAGCAUGUUAUCAACGAAGAACAUCAAGAAUUAAAACAAGAAUUUGAGUCAUUACAAAUAAGAAUUAGUAAUUAUGAAAAUGCAGUAUCUCAAUAUGAAGAAUAUCGUUUGAAAUUAGAAAAUAAUUUGCAAAAAAUUACUCAACAACGUGAUACGUAUAAAAUGGAUUUACGUUUAAUGAAAGAUAUUUUACAAAAUAAAGAACAAGAAUUGACACAAAUAAAAUUGAAACUAGAUGGUUAUGAACGAAAAAUAAAUAAUCAAAAAGAGAAUGAUAAUUUACAGUUAGAAAAUAAAGAAAAAUAUGAACAAUUAGAAAAACGUUUAGAGGCACGUUAUGCAGAUGAAUACAAACAAAUGUUAACUGAUAAUAAAGAAUCGAUACAAAAAAUUAUUAGUGAGAAAGAAAUUGAGAUAGAAAAAGAGAAGACUCUUCAGUAUGAAGCUAAGUUAACAGAAAUGAGAAAACAAAUAACCAAUCUCGAAAACAAAAUAAAAGAAAUGACACACAAUACAGGAACAACUAUUCAGGAGAAAGAAGCUGAAUAUCGUGAAAAAAGUUUAUUACAUGAAAAUGAAAAACAUCAGUAUGAAGUGCGCAUUCAAGAAUUAAAUCGUGCACUAAAUUUGGCCGAUUCACAUUUAAAACAAGAAAUAGAAAAAAUAAAAACUAGUCUUGAACAAGAAUAUAAACGACGUUUUGAAAAAGAGCAAGUAUUGUUAAAACAACAAAUUGUAAAUACAUUAAAUCAACAACAUCAACAAGAUUUAGAAAAAAUGAAACAAAAAUUAACAAAAGAUUUUGGACAACAACAACGUUCAGUUACACCAACGAAUAGUGCCAUUUCUACAGGAACUACUGGUUUAACAUCAGUAUCAACGGGCAAUGAAUCAAAGAAAGAUGAAAUACAUUUACAAGAUUCAGAAGAAAUGAAAAAACUCUAUCGUAAUGAAAUUGAUCGUUUAUAUAAAGAAAAUAUUGAUUUAAGUCAACAUCAAGCAAAAUUAAUUGAUACUCAUCAAAAACAAAUUCAAACAAUGAAAAAAGAUUUAGAUGAUGGAUAUACAAAUGUUAUUGAAGAAUGUCAACGUGAACAAAAACGUCUUCAAGCAAGAAAUGAACAAUUGAAACAACAAUUAGAUAAUUGUGAAUAUAUUAUACAACAAUUAAAAAUAAAUAUAAAUGAUUUGAAAACAACACAUUUUGAUGAAAUAACAAAAUUAAAAGAAGCCUAUACAAAUGAAAAACAUAUUUAUGAACAAGAUAAUAAAAAUCGUCAAGAAAAUUUACAAAAUCGUAUUGAACAUUUAGUUAAAUUACUCGAACAAUCAAAUGAAACAUUGAAUAAUGAUCGAACGCAGUAUACACAACAGGAAAGUGAUUAUCAACAAUUAAUUUCAUCAUUACAAAUGAAAAUAGCCAAUAUGAUUAGACAACAUACAAUAACUGUUGAUGAUUUGAAAAAUGAAUUAAAUCAAGAAAGAUUAAAAUUACAUAAAAAUCAAAAAACAAUGGCAGUUGGUCUACCUGAAUUUGUUCAGACUGAUUUAACAAUGCGAGAUAUGAUCUCGUUUGAUUCUGUUAAAGAAACUUAUUUAGCAACGGUUGAGAAAUUACGAGGUAAUGCAGUACUGAAAAAUAGUUCGUCGGUUGUUCAACAUGAAGAUGUGGGAAUAGUUAAUUAUUUGGAUAACAUUGAAUUGACAACGAAGAAACAAAUACAAAAUGAACUUUCUAAAAGUCGUAAUGACAUGAUUAAAGAAAUAAGACGGGAAUUAUUUGAAAGAAUGUCAAGUGCGUUGAGAAGUCAAGGAAUGUCUGAUUCUGUUAUUGAUGUUCAAGUAUUUGAAUUGGAUCGAUUAUUAUUACAAAUGGCUCAAGAUUGUUUUGAUUCUCUAACUUCCUGUUCAUCAUCAUCUACCGUUUCAUCAAAUUCUUAUUCUUCUAUAAAUACUAGUCAUUCAUCCGCCCUUUUGCAUUCAAAAUCACCACUGUCUUCAAAUCAUUGCAAUCAAGUAACGCCCCAAAGACAAAUUCAUUAUGAACCAAAGUACUCCACCUCUCCACCACCAACAUCAAUAACAAAUUCGAAUAAAGAAAGUCUUUGCUCAUCAAUGAAUACCUUACAAUUAGUUAAAAAUUCCAAAUACUCAUCAUUUGAAGAUAAAAAUGAUCAUAAUAAUCACAAUAUUAGCGAAAGUAUGGUUAAUCUUCCAUUAAGAGUAGAUGAAAGCCCAUUGCGAAAAAGUAUUGACUGUCUGUAUAUAACACCGGUUGGAAAUAAAAAACAUCAGGCUCCAGUACCACCAUCAAUUUCAAAAUCUGCACUAACAUAUCAUGUCGCAGUUGAAAGUAGUCCAAAUAAAGUUCGUCCAAAAUCGGCAUCAAAUAUUUUACAACGGCAAAAAGGAACGAAUAAAAAUCAUUAUUAUCAUCACCAUAAUCAACGAAACAUGAAAAAAUUAUAUAGAAGUGAAAAUGAUUUAAUAGCUGUUCAACAUGAGCAAUAUUAUCAACACGCAAGUCAUCCCGAUUAUAGUGAUAACGAGGAAAAUGCUGAAGACAGGGAGAAUGAUGUUAGUUCUGAAGAAGAAGAAGAAGAAGAAGAACUGGAUGAAAAUCAAAACACGUCAUCGGCUACCACAGCAACAGAAGAUACAUUAAAAGCUGACGAUGAUGAGAUAAAAUCAACAAUUGUCGACAACGAUAUUGAACAAAUACCUCCAAAAUCGGUUAGAGCAUUAACAACCCUUUUCGAACAAAAUACCAAACAAUUUCAGAAUAAAAAUUUCAAUACAAAUAUGCGUCGUUCCAUUGAAGUAGUGAAUAAUGUUGAUAAUAGAUCAAAAACAAACUCUCUACCCGAUCAUUCACGUUCAAAAUCACGACCAACACAUCUUGUUAUUAUUGCCGAAAAUAGUACAACGAAUAAUGGCAAUGGUAGUACUAGUAAUCGACAUACCGACGAUCGUUCUGUUGCAUCCUCAUCCCCUUCUACAGUAUUAUCAAUAGAUCAAAAUGAUACUGGAAAUCAAAUACCAACAUCAACCGGUGGACUCAAAAAAUAUAUUCGAAAUGGUCUAAAAUUAUUUUAUCAAUCACCGCAUCAUCAUCAACAAUAUAAAAUACAGAGUGUUACAGAUAAAAAAUGA
Didymodactylos carnosus is the source of this 5868-nucleotide messenger RNA. The record is from the annotation of a GenBank genome assembly. NCBI's taxonomy places the organism in Eukaryota, Metazoa, Rotifera, Eurotatoria, Philodinida, Philodinidae.